Ananas comosus (pineapple) is the source of this 2001-nucleotide messenger RNA. RefSeq names its product probable zinc metalloprotease EGY1, chloroplastic. The record is from RefSeq and is a predicted model, not a curated record. The coding region runs from base 183 to 1823 and encodes 546 amino acids. NCBI's taxonomy places the organism in Eukaryota, Viridiplantae, Streptophyta, Magnoliopsida, Poales, Bromeliaceae. Gene Ontology annotation, biological process: proteolysis. The transcript is spliced from 10 exons.
AAACCCAAAACCACUACACGCAGUCCCUGAAGCAGCGGAUACGAUUCUCCGCGAUGAUACCUCUCCUCCUCCUCUACCGCCACUCUACUCCCUAUCCACAGCGACUCCUAAAACCCUAAUUCCGAUCCGAUCGAAACGUAGGGUUUCGUACUCUAAACCUUUGAAGCUUUCACUAUCGAUCCAUGGGAACUCUCCCCAGCUCCUCUCUCCUCAAUCCGAGCUUCCGAUUCCGCCAACUACCCCACCUCGGGAGCUUCCGAUUGAGGGAUUCGGUUGUUUCGCGGAGGGGUUCGAGGGAUUUGUGCGUAGUUUGUAAGGAGAGAUUGGGCAAUUGGAGGUUGGGGAGGCGCCGGGAGGGGUUUCGGUGCUUCUCGAUCAAUGGGAACGAAGAGGGGGAGGAGAAUGGGGCGGGGCCGUCCACAAAGCCAGCGGAAGAGGGGGAGAAGAGGGUGGGUGGUGAUGAUUCGAGCUCGGAGCGAACCCGUGCGUCUGUUUCAUCUAGGACCCCAGGCAUAUCCUCGGAUGGACCACUGUACAGUAGCUUUCAAGUUGAUUCAAUAAGGCUAAUGGAACUCCUAGGACCUGAGAAGGUAGAUCCUUCUGACGUCAAGCUUAUAAAAGAAAAGCUCUUUGGCUACUCAACUUUUUGGGUCACUAAAGAAGAGCCAUUCGGUGACCUUGGUGAAGGAAUUCUCUUUCUUGGUAACUUGCGUGGGAAGAGGGAGGAUGUUUUCGCCAAACUUCAGCAGCAGCUUCAUGAAGUUACAGGCGAUAAAUACAACCUGUUCAUGGUAGAGGAGCCCAACUCAGAGGGCCCUGACCCACGUGGUGGCCCACGUGUCAGUUUUGGUUUGCUGCGAAAAGAGGUCUCUGAGCCGGGGCCUACUACUCUUUGGCAAUAUGUUAUUUCAUUGCUUCUAUUCCUCCUAACUAUUGGGUCUUGUGUAGAACUAGGAAUUGCAUCUCAGAUAAACAGUCUUCCUCCUGAAGUAGUGAAGUACUUCACUGAUCCAAAUGCUACAGAACCUCCUGAUAUGCAGCUCUUAUUCCCAUUUGUGGAAUCUGCUUUACCGCUAGCAUAUGGUGUUUUGGGCGUCCAGCUAUUCCAUGAGGUUGGACAUUUUCUAGCAGCAUUUCCCAGUAAAGUGAAGCUGAGUAUCCCGUACUUCAUUCCUAACAUAACCCUUGGCAGCUUUGGUGCAAUCACUCAGUUCAAAUCUAUUCUUCCUGAUCGAAGGGCAAUGGUCGACAUCUCAAUGGCUGGUCCUUUUGCUGGUGCUGCACUUUCCUUCUUGAUGUUUUGUGUUGGCUUGCUGCUUUCAUUGAACCCAGCUGCUGCUGGAGAUUUAGUGCAAGUCCCUAGUCUGCUCUUCCAAGGCUCGUUGCUGCUUGGCCUCAUUAGCAGGGCUGCACUUGGUUACACAGCUAUGCAUGCUGCUACUGUUUCAAUCCAUCCACUCGUGAUUGCUGGCUGGUGCGGUUUGACGACUUCUGCAUUUAAUAUGCUUCCUGUUGGAUGCCUUGAUGGUGGAAGAGCUGUACAGGGUGCCUUUGGGAAGAAUUUCUUGAUUGGGUUUGGCUUGACAACAUACUCUUUGCUUGGACUUGGAGUGCUUGGGGGGCCGUUAUCGCUUCCCUGGGGAUUAUACGUUCUAAUAUGCCAGAGAUCACCAGAGAAACCCUGCUUAAACGACGUGUCCGAGGCCGGAACAUGGCGAAAAACUGCCUUAGCUAUUGCCAUAUUUCUUGUUGUAUUAACUCUCCUUCCAUUAUGGGAUGAACUAGCAGAAGAGCUAGGUAUAGGCCUUGUAACUACAUUCUGAGGUGAAUAUUUUUGCUGUAUUGGACUUAUUCUAAGUCCUUUUUUUUGGGUCAAAUUUUAGCUACAAAUUGUAAACUUGUCACACCAAAUUUGUAACUGCGUAAAAAUGUUACCCCUUUACAUAAAAAAAAGGGUCUAAUAACGGUAAUAAAUAAUCACAUAGUUCUGUGUUUGAAUUA